Messenger RNA from Conger conger (European conger), 2772 nucleotides. Its product is annotated as glycine receptor subunit alpha-3-like. The coding region runs from base 40 to 1395 and encodes 451 amino acids. NCBI's taxonomy places the organism in Eukaryota, Metazoa, Chordata, Actinopteri, Anguilliformes, Congridae. The transcript has 9 exons. Gene Ontology annotation, cellular component: neuron projection; plasma membrane; synapse. Gene Ontology annotation, biological process: chloride transmembrane transport; signal transduction; nervous system process. Gene Ontology annotation, molecular function: glycine binding; transmitter-gated monoatomic ion channel activity; chloride channel activity. The record is from RefSeq and is a predicted model, not a curated record.
AGUUGCUUCAAUAUGCAUUUUCGACAUUGAAGUUUAGAGAUGACUUGGAAAAGGCUGCAGUUUGUUGCCAUGAGGGGGUUCUUCACUUGGGAAAUUGCACUUUUGCUAAGCCUGGUUGCCUCAAAGGAGCUGGACAACCCACGAGGACGAGCCAUCCCCAUGUCCCCCUCAGACUUCCUGGAUAAGCUUAUGGGGAGGACCUCAGGGUACGACGCCAGAAUCCGCCCAAAUUUCAAAGGUCCUCCUGUGAAUGUAUCUUGCAACAUUUUCAUUAACAGCUUUGGUUCAAUUGCUGAAACGACAAUGGAUUACAGGGUGAAUAUAUUUUUGCGUCAGCAGUGGAAUGAUCCCAGAUUAUCUUACAGUGAAUAUCCGGAUGAUUCCCUGGAUUUGGAUCCUUCCAUGUUGGAUUCCAUUUGGAAACCGGACUUGUUUUUUGCCAAUGAGAAAGGAGCCCACUUUCACGAAGUGACCACAGACAACAAGCUUCUCAGAAUAUUCAAAAAUGGGAAUGUCCUCUACUCCAUAAGAUUAACACUGACGCUGUCCUGCCCCAUGGAUCUGAAAAACUUCCCAAUGGAUGUGCAAACAUGCAUAAUGCAGCUAGAAAGCUUUGGAUACACAAUGAAUGAUCUGAUUUUUGAGUGGCAGAAAAAGGGGCCGGUCCAGGUUGCAGAAGGACUUACUCUCCCACAGUUCUUACUGAAGGACGAGUCAGAUCUGAGAUACUGCACCAAGCAUUACAACACAGGGAAGUUCACCUGUAUCGAGGUGCGUUUCCACCUGGAGAGGCAGAUGGGAUACUACCUGAUCCAGAUGUACAUCCCCAGCCUGCUCAUCGUCAUCCUGUCCUGGGUGUCCUUCUGGAUCAACAUGGACGCCGCGCCCGCCAGAGUGGCCCUGGGCAUCACCACGGUGCUCACCAUGACAACCCAAAGCUCCGGAUCCAGGACUUCCCUCCCGAAGGUGUCUUAUGUGAAGGCCAUUGAUAUCUGGAUGGCCGUGUGUUUAUUAUUUGUGUUCUCGGCUCUGUUGGAGUAUGCGGCAGUCAACUUUGUAUCCAGGCAGCACAAGGAGCUGUUGAGAUUCCAUCGCAGGAAGAAGAAUAAGGAGGAAGGCGUGAAGGAGAGCAGACUCAGUUUCAGUGCCAGUGCCGGGACUCCCUGCAGUCUGGGGAAAGACGGGAUCAUCGCAAAAGCCGCCAACAGCACCCCUCAGCCGCCGCAGCGGUCCUCCACAAAAUCCCACGAAGAGAUGAGGAAGCUCUUCAUCGACCGGGCCAAGAAGAUCGACACGGUCUCUCGAGCCGGAUUCCCUCUGGCCUUCCUGUUCUUCAACAUUUUCUACUGGGUGCUUUACAAAAUCCUCAGGCGUGAAGACGUACACCAGCGGUAAGGCUGGAGCAGAGGCACAAAAACGCUGCUCCUGCCGUUGAGAUGGACUCAGUGCUGCUACGCACAGACGCUUUGGGUGUUCAUUGUGUACUGCCAUGAGAGGAUGUGGACACGCACCAUGACACCAAAGGAGACAACCGUCAAUCGUUUCUAUAUUUCUAAGUUUGGACAGAACAGAUACAGGACACCAGGAGUCAGUCACUGUGACUUUUAGCUUCGCUGCCAAUGUUGAUGAAGAUAUUUCUGUACACCUCUGGCAGUGACAUUCAUUGAAAUAAUCUGCAUUGUUAUUCUUUUUUUUGUAUAGCACAUUACCACGAUGCAUGUCCUGGGAUGAGAACAAAGUUAGUGAGAAUUGCUUUUUUCUAAAAGUCUGAAUAACUCUUUAUUUCUCUUAACCAUUAUGUUUUUGUCUCGAGUGGGUCAACGGGUAACGUUUGUAAUAUGGUUUCUGUUUGAAUUUUAACAGUUAGCACAGACUUAUGGUCCCAGUUAUUACAUUCCAUAAUGACGAGUCUCCAAGCUGGCUACAAGAAUCCAGGUUGUAGGCCAAUGAUUACUAUAAGUGUACCUCUGGUCUUACAGCUGCUACUAGUGUCAGUGUUCUGUGGAAGUACAGCAUAACAAAGGAAAAAAUUGACGAAAAUAGAAAACAAAGUCACUGAAAAUUGUGCACAGAACCAUAUCAGGUUCAUCAUUGUUUAUAUUAAAAACAUUUUGUGACAUAUGAUUGGCAAGGGAAUUGUAUCUUCUGUUUAAAUGCAAACAAUCAUUCACUCUGUUCCUCAAUAUGGCUACAUCUGACACGCCUGCUCUGUCCUCUAUGCAGACAAUAUGGUUUUAUCAUUCCGAUUGAUGCUCAAUCAUUUGAACAGUAAUAACAUACCUGGGAUGAUUACAUGGAUCUAUUUUUAAGUGAUCGUAUUGACAUUUUAAAAAUAAUAAUUGUAGAAAUGCACACAUGCAGAAACUAUUCUUAGUUUUUUUUUUUUUUAAGACAAGUUUAGGUCACAAAUGAACCAAACUGUGCAAUAUGAUCUGGCCAGCAUAUCAAUAUACUCUCACAUUCCUGAGGUUUGGCCCUUUCUUAGAUUUUACUACUUAUUUGUCACAAUCAUAUGCAGUUGUUUGUGUAAUGUCGAAUGCAUUUUCAGGAAUGAUUAUAAAGCUAGAGUAACAAAAUUUAUUUUGAAUAAUGAGUUAAAUAUUUUGCAUGAAAUACUGUAUUCAUGGAUCUUUAUGAAUUUAUGAAGAUUGUAUGUAAAAUUGUAAAAGAUUUUGUUUGUGUUUCAUCUGUUCCAUGUCAAGGCAGCAUCUAAGGAGAAAAUGGUUCUUUCAACAAGCUGCUUCUGUAAGUAAUGUUAAAUACUUCAAUAAA